Nylanderia fulva is the source of this 582-nucleotide messenger RNA. RefSeq lists its product as uncharacterized. The record is from RefSeq and is a predicted model, not a curated record. NCBI's taxonomy places the organism in Eukaryota, Metazoa, Arthropoda, Insecta, Hymenoptera, Formicidae.
UCUUCCCACGAUUAUUCUCUCAUCUCCAGACCUCAAAGAAGAUUGUCUUUUUAUGAUUGAUUCGGGAUCUGGAGUAAAUCUCAUAAAAAGUAAAUGUCUCAAUCCAGACAUUAAAGCAUGUAAGGAAGAUAUCCUGGCCCUUCAAGGACUAUCUACGGAAACAACGCCUACUCUGGGUUCUGUUAAGAAUUUUCUCGUGAAAUGUGGCUAUUGUAAACAAACCUGUUUAAAUAAAGAAGCUGCCCAACAUUUAUGUAUUCGAGAAUUUGACGAAUUUUUUGUUGAUCCAGAUACAUAUAAAUUUUGGGCAUACGAUGGUAAUGAAAUUGUUUCUGAAUUAUCUGACGAGCAUUUUGCUCGAUUAGAAAAUAUUGCUAAUAAGGAAAAUGCCAGUAUUAAUAUCAACCAAAGUAUCUCCAAUAAAAAAGUAAAAACAUCCAAAAAAACCAAGGCUCCUCUUAAUGUUGUUCAAUUAAAACUUGACCAAGAAGAGCAAUGAUUUUUGAAGUUAUGAACAGAAUACCUCUGUGGGAUUUUACAAUCCCAUUAGAAGAAAGGAGCAAAAUCAUAAAAAACAAACUA